Fundulus heteroclitus (mummichog) is the source of this 1469-nucleotide messenger RNA. It is a transcript of the gene atp6v1e1b, whose product is annotated as ATPase H+ transporting V1 subunit E1b. The transcript has 10 exons. Bases 174 to 854 code for a protein of 226 amino acids. Lineage: Eukaryota; Metazoa; Chordata; Actinopteri; Cyprinodontiformes; Fundulidae. Gene Ontology annotation, biological process: proton transmembrane transport. Gene Ontology annotation, cellular component: proton-transporting two-sector ATPase complex, catalytic domain. Gene Ontology annotation, molecular function: proton-transporting ATPase activity, rotational mechanism. The record is from RefSeq and is a predicted model, not a curated record.
AGUGAGCCUCUGAGCCGGUCGCUCCCGCCCAUGAAGCAGAAGCGAAGGUCAGGUGAUUCCCGCUGGUCAGCUGAUCUGCCGUGGACAUCUUUACGAGUCACGACUGCGGAGAUUAAUUCAAACCGUCUUCUCUGUCAACAUCAGGCCUCCGUGGACCUUUAACAGCAGCGACCAUGGCGCUCAGCGAUGCCGACGUUCAGAAGCAGAUUAAACAUAUGAUGGCCUUCAUAGAGCAGGAGGCCAAUGAGAAGGCAGAGGAAAUUGAUGCAAAGGCGGAGGAGGAGUUUAACAUUGAGAAGGGCCGUCUGGUCCAGACCCAGAGGCUGAAGAUCAUGGAGUACUACGAGAAGAAAGAGAAGCAGAUUGAACAGCAGAAGAAAAUUCAAAUGUCAAACCUGAUGAACCAGGCCCGGCUGAAGGUGCUGAAGGCCCGUGAUGAUAUGAUCUCGGACAUGCUGAACGAGGCUCGCCAGCGGCUUGCUAACAUCGCUAAAGAUCCAGCCAGGUAUUCAUCCCUGAUGGACGGCUUGCUCCUGCAGGGAUUUUAUCAGCUGCUGGAGCCCAAAGUGACCAUCCGCUGUCGUAAACAGGACGUUCAGAUGGUGCAGGCAUCCAUCCAGAAGAGCAUCCCCAUUUAUAAGGCAGCCGUGAAGAGCAACCUAGAGGUCCGGAUUGACCAGGACAACUUCCUCUCUCCAGAUUUGUCCGGAGGUAUUGAGAUCUAUAACGGAAACGGGAAAAUUAAAGUUUCCAACACCCUGGAGAGCAGACUGGACCUUAUGGCUCAGCAGAUGAUGCCUGAAAUCCGAGUGGCUCUCUUCGGCGCCAACCCGAACCGCAAGUUUUUGGACUGAGGUCUUUCGCUGUGUUUGAGAAGAAAUGCUCCUUUUUAUUUUUUACAUGUCAUACGGAAGAUAUCAUUCCUUUUGUCUGUGAAACCAAAUUCCCGAUGCACAAAAGACGUGUUGUUUGUGUGACGUAUUGCUGUUUAUCUCCCGCUGGGGGGGGGCGCUCUGCUCAGCUGUAGGGACGGGCUAAAGCUCAGUGGUCUCGGGGUGAUUGGUCGGUUUUUAACAGGUUGUCCUCUAAUUGGUUCAGUCUUCAUGACAAAAACAGCUUCUGUGUCACGGUCUCUCCUCAUCUCAUAAACCUCCUCAGCACAUUAAAAGCUGCAUGAGUCAUUGUGUAGCUAAUGGGUGUCUGCUCCAACCAAUCACAGACAAAUAAAUGGUAUCCUGGAAACAAAACCAAACACCGUACACGACCUUACCGAGUUAAUUUAUUGUUGUUACACCAAGUGUACGCUCUUCUGCGUCUGACUCCAGAAGGCGCAUUGUUUGUAUAUGAGGUUUCCAGAUUCAAUUGUUUUUUUUUUUUGUUGUUUGUGUGUGUGAUUGUGUCCAACUUGAACAUGUUAAACCGGGUAAAUGUAAAAAAAAAAAAACAACAUAAAGAUAUCUGAAUGAUUA